AUGGGCAGAAAUAAAAAUAGUGAUGCUUCAACUAUAUAAACAAUUGUUGAUUUGCAUUUCGAUAAAAAGUGGAAGUACAAGAGAAUAGCUGACCAUUUGAAUUAUUCUGUAAGGAAAGUAAUUAAUGCCAUUGACCAUUAAAGAAGACACGGAGCUAUUGAAAAUGUUCUUAGAAUUACUCGACCGAGAAAAACAUCGCCCAAAGAAGAUAUGCUAAUCGUACGAGUUGCUAAACAAGACCCAUUUAAAGGCUCCAACCAGAUUAAAAAUGAAGGUUUUUCGCCUGGUGAUCCUAGAAACGUCUCGGUAAAACUGGUUUGCCGAUGAUUGGUGGAAGCUAAAUAGUUUGAGAGGGUUUUUCGAAUGGUACCGCUCCUUGCCAAGCAACACUGACAGACGUUUAUUUUAGGGAAAAAAUAUGUUGAUUGGAAGGUAUGAAAAUGGAAAAAAGUGUUAUUCUCAUAUGAUACAAAAUUAAACAUGGUAAAUUGA
Molecule: messenger RNA, 492 nt
Organism: Leptidea sinapis
Lineage: Eukaryota; Metazoa; Arthropoda; Insecta; Lepidoptera; Pieridae
Source: RefSeq, a predicted model, not a curated record